Molecule: messenger RNA, 5336 nt
Organism: Spizellomyces punctatus DAOM BR117
Lineage: Eukaryota; Fungi; Chytridiomycota; Chytridiomycetes; Spizellomycetales; Spizellomycetaceae
Exons: 14
Coding region: 173-5251 (1692 amino acids)
Biological process (GO): mRNA export from nucleus; mRNA processing
Cellular component (GO): THO complex part of transcription export complex
Molecular function (GO): mRNA binding
Source: RefSeq, a predicted model, not a curated record
UCCAAAUCAUCUCCGACUGCACAUUUAUAUUAAGAAGGCACAAAACGGUCAAACCCAGAGUGAAGAUUUUGCUUAUAUUAUAAAUACUGCUCGAGGAUAAGCGCUCGUUAGCCGCGCGGGUCAUCAGUACCCACAACAUCUACCCGCGAUCACCAGUGGUUCGGGGACCACCAUGUCUUCGGAGUACAUAACUGACCAGAUUGUUAAGAGCUGGGAGACGGGGGGUAGCUCGCAGCUUCUUCAAACUGCCCGUUCUCUCAUCAUAUCGAAUAAAAAUACGCCAGGCGACAUAUCCUCCGUCCGGGCAUUUGUUCUUGAGCUGUUCUACGCCGGUCUCAAUGGCGUCCUCGCUCUGGGCUCCAUUGCGACGUUUUUCUUGAACUUGUAUGUGGAUACAACGAAGAAAACCAAGUCCGUGGAAGCAGAAAUCGCAUCCGGAUAUGUCGGGCCGGAGUCAUUGGAUGACCCCUUAUUAAUUCCUUCGAUUUUGGUCGACGUCAUGUGGCUUCUGGAUCAGGAGAGUGACCCGAAAGUAGUGGAAGGUGCGCAGACGGAAAGAGCUCGGCUGGUAGCUGUGGCGAAGGACUUGCUGGCCAAGAACUUCAUACCCGAGGUUAUAAUGAGGGAAAGACUGGAAUUGGAUUUUCAGCAAGCGAUUGGCUUGAUUCAUGAUGCGCGGGGAAUAGGGAAGAAGGAAGUGCGGGUGCGAACAUUCAUGUUAUAUGCGCAAACAAAGUACAAUCUUCUUCGCGAGGAGUCAGAAGGGUAUUCUAAGCUUGUUACCGAGCUGUUUGGAAGCCUACCGCCUCUGUUCGAUGCCCACGCUUCACAUCAUGGUGCAUCUCGACUGACGAAGGAAGAAGCUGUCAAACGUCGUGCGGACGUGGUGGAUGAACGAGCGCGAAGGACCAUGGGAAACAUUGCCAGCUUAAUCGGAUACUUUGAUAUUGAUCCAAACAGGGUUUUGGAUCUUAUUCUUGAUCUUUUUACGGCGAAUAUUGCGGACCAAUGGGAUUUCUUUGUGCGCUUGUUGGAACUGAGUCCAUGGCGAUCAAGGGGCGAUCAAAUACGAGAAGCUAGAGCAGUUUGCGGCCAGAUUCUUGGGUUCAAGUUUGAUUGGUACAAUGGACGCAGCAACACACGGACCGUUCCAGAAAAUCUUAUCUUUGUCGCAGCUAUCAUGGUCAAGCAUGGAUUGGUGGCUUUGGGAGAUCUCUACCCACAUUUAAGUCCGUCGGAUGAGGAAGUGCACAAGUUGUACAAGGAUUACGUUGACGACCUAAAGAAUAAGGAGAAGACCGCAGGAAGAUUCCAGGCCCAGGGACUGGUCGGGACUCUCGGCGACGAAGGAAAGGCUUCGACCGCCACUAUCACGCAAGUAAAGGAGAACAAGCCAGAGGUCAAGAAAUCGAACAAGGUUAACCAGAAAGCGGAGCUCGCUGCUGCUCUGCUCGCGAUUGGAAACGUGAAGAACGCAUUUACCAUACUUGAGCGGUUACCACGGCUGUCUGACCUGCAUCCGGAGAUUGUUGAGAAUCUCUGUAGAUGGAUGCGGGAAUUGAUUAGUCCAUGGGAUGUUAAGCCAUUGGUUGGCGCCGCGCGUGGACCGCAACCUAAACCAGAAGAUUUCCGAGUGCCCCUCAACACGAUAUCGGUGAGACUGGCACCAUACGGUGAGAAAGUAUUUGUUGGAAGGAAUAAGCAUCCCGCGCGGUAUAGAUUCUUCUACGAAAAUUGGCGAUCGGAGAUACCAACCAUCCGAAAUGUGUUCGAGUUCAUCCAAAGGAUCCGAAUGUAUUUGGUGCACAUCGGCCCGCAUCUGUACAGAGAUCCGAUCCUUGUAGGCCAGCUGAUUCGCAUUGGUGCACUGCACGUUUCAGAGGCUCACAAGCGAAUGGAAGGGAAGCCAGAUCUUGUUAUGGUCCCGCAUCCAACAGAAAAUGAUCCUUUUGAGGGAGUUCCAUAUGACAAGAUCAUAAACGGAUGGCUAAACGUAGUCGCAAAUUACCUGCUACCUGCUGUAUCUCGCGCCGAUCCAAAUCCCGCGAAUAGUCAAGGGUUGUGGAAGAUUGUGAAAGAAUUCCCGUAUCAGAAACGGUAUGCACUCUAUGGAGAAUGGAAGAAUCGUUUGUACAGUGAAAUCCCGGAAAUGAAGCUCGCCAGGGCAGGGUGCGAGCGCGAUUGUAGAUAUAUUAUGACACGAUUGUCGAAGGACUCUGGAAAACAGUCUGGUCGUCAAAUUGGCAAAGUUGUGCAUUCAAAUCCCGUCGUUGCAUUUUCUUAUAUCAUUAAACAAUUGGAGAGCUAUGACAAUAUGAUUCCGCAUGUUGUCGAUGCCUCACGGUACCUCACCGAGUUUGAAUUCGAUAUUCUCCCGUACUGUCUUAUUGAAGCGCUGUGCGAGCCGAAGACGCGGGUUGAGGCCAAUGGGCUCUCAAUUGCCCCAUGGCUGAAGUCUCUCGCCGCAUUUACCGGGCAGGUUUUCAAGAAGCAUGGAAUGGAGCUCGCACCACUCCUUCGAUACUUGAUUAAUCAGCUCUGUGUUGGCAGUGUGCAUGAUCUGAUCGUUCUGCAAGAGUUGAUUGGUUAUAUGAGUGGAAUCAAACUGAUGGAGGAAGCUACCGAAAAUCAGUUGGAUGCCUUAGCGGGUGGAGAGACGUUGAAGCGGGAGGCUUUCUUCUGGGAAAACAUUCGUACGACUCGGAGAUCCGGACUGAGGCUAAUGAAAGCGCUGCUGGAAACUGGCUUCGCCCGCCAAAUGAGUAUAUUAAUUAGCCAGCGUAAGCAGGAGAUUGUCUAUGCUGGCAUGGGAACCGAGGAUGACAACAUGGAUCUAAAGAUUCUGGCAUGGUUAAACGACUAUUGCCAACGGACACUGCUUCAAUACCUUGAAUUCUUGUCUGUAACGGCACCGCCAGAAAUCUUCGCUGAUGUUACACCCUCGGUCGAGGAUCUCGUGGAGAUCUACGGAUUAGACCCCGAGCAGGCUUUCUUGAUAGCUAGGCCGAAGUUGGUGAACUCUGUCAAGCAGAAACAGCUCACCAAUGGUAGUAGCAAAAGCGAGCAAAGUAAUAUCAUGGAUAUUGAUGACAAGGCUAAAGAAAGUAUCCCUGACACUAUGGAGGUUGACGGACCCAACCAUGAUGCUCCAGCUCAUGGUGAUGCCGCCAGCGUGGAACAUCCUGGCCUCGCCGAUCCAGCAACGAAUGCAGUAUGGCAACCUGGCCUUUAUGAGACCAUUCGAGCUUCAGUCAAUAUCCUUCCACCGCACGCAUGGCGUGGGAUUAGUCCUGCGUUUUAUGCGACUUUCUGGCAGCUGAGCCUGUACGACAUUGUGUUGCCAAAGCAAAGAUAUCAUGGAGAGAUUGCGAAUCAGAAGAAGAAUAUCCGACAAAUGGAAACAGAAAUUGUGCAACUCGAGCGAGAACGAGAUAACGUUGAUGACGGGCUGCGGAAAGCGAACGACGAGAUCAGGAAGAAGAGGAAAGAAAUAGAUAGAGCAAGUCUAGUGAUCAAGGCUCUCGACGGCGAAUGGAGGAUGCAUGAAGAGCAUUACAAGCGCAUCAUGGAAAGAGUCAAAGCGGAGAGUCCAUUCUGGUUCCAUUCAAGCGUAGGUCGUAACGAGAUAAUCAACACGAUGAUACAGUACUGCUUGCAGCCGCGUUGCGUGCAGUCACCAGCAGAUGCAAUGUAUUGCGCAAAGUUUAUAAUGAUGAUGCAUUUGUUGGGGACACCGAAUAUUCCAACUGCGUCGCUUUACGACAGGAUGUGCAGCAGGGAUAUCAUUCACGCGUGCAUCUUUGCCGGUACUGAGGAUGAGGCAAAAAACUACGGACUGUUCUUGGCGGUUAUUUUCCGCACACUAUCCACCUGGCACAAAAAUCCUGAUCUCUUCAAGAAGGAAGCAAUCGGAGAAGGCCUUCCAGGUUUUCUGAAGAAGUGGCCUACUGGGGUGAUCACUGGGAAUAUGGAUCUCAGCAAUGCAGAUUUCAUCGAGUACGAAGAAUUCCGUCAAGCGCUACGAAAAUGGCAUUUGAAAUUAUGUAAGGCGAUCUUGGCUUGUCUGCAGAGUGGAGAGUAUAUGCAGAUUCGAAACGCCAUUCUCGUUCUGGAUCGCGUCAAUGAAUAUUUUCCAGCGACCAAGCAAAUGGGGAACACCAUCAAGAUCGCUGUACAGGAGCUGGAGAGAACGGAGCAAAGGGGCGAUCUAAAACAGCUUGCCCGCAGUUACGGAACAAAAUUGCAGUUGCGAGAGGGACAUUGGCUGGACAAUCGCGAGUUCUGUCGAGUCGUUGAACGCAAAGGAAGUGGUAUGGUUGACGGUAUGGGGACCCCCGGUUCAGAGAGUGUCCCUGCCUCUCGGCGAGAGAGCGAGAUUUUGAAACCGGAAGAAGGACAAUUGAAAGAAGAACCCGGUGCAACCGAUGGGGAAAGGAACAAAGAUGAGGCUAAAAAGCAGAUGGAUGACCGAAGGCCACGGGAGUCGAUGAAAGAACCCUCUGGGACUAGCACGUCAGCUCCUCAUACCCCGACCCAAAGGAAAGAGGAGAGAGAAGGUGGCGCGAAGGAUCGGGAUCGAAGAAAGAACGAUGAAAGCGUAUCUGGUACAGUCACCGCCAAUUCAGCAGAGAGAGGGGAAAGGGAGCGUGGGGAAAUAUCGCAUAGGGAGCAUGGCCAGAGUUACAGCCAUGAAAAGCCUCGAUUUAAUGAGAGAGAUAAAGAGAAUCAACGACGAAAGGAAGGAGCCGGGUCGGUUGGCAUUAGUGGGACGUCCGCUACCAAGGAAAAGGAGAAAGAUAGAAAACCCGCGCGGGAGCGUGAGAAGGGACAAAAAGAUACAGAAAAGGACAAGGAGAAGGAAAAAGAAAAGGACAAAGAGAAACGGGGGGAUAGGGCCAAGGAUCGAGACCGAGAUAGGAAGAGAAAAGAAAGGGAAACGGAAAGCAUGACUGAGGAUCGAAAGGAUCGGAAACGCGAUCGUGAAAAGGACGAACGAGAGAGCAAGCGGAGCAGGAGAGAUGAUGUGGGAUCCUCCGCCGCCUCGGAGAAGCCUGCCAGCGAGAACGGACCUGCGGGAAAUGGCGCAGUUGGACGAAAAAGACGUGCUGAAGAGGAUCCAUCCCCAGCCCCAGGCGGGAUUGAUUCAUAUCGUCCGGCAUCAGCAUCCGCUAAUGGCAGCACAAAGCGGUUACGGGGAACUUCACGGGACAGGGAACGGGAAGAUAGGGAUCGAAGGAGGAGGGGCCGCUAGAUUGGGUUUAAUAUAUUGGCUUUUUAUUGUAUUGUAUUGUAUUUGUAAAUUUUGAAUUGAACAGCAAAGAUGAGCGAUACGUCAU